UCAUUCACACAUUCUCAAUUCCCCCAAAACUACCGUCUCUUCUUUCCCCUAUUUUCUUUCUAUAACCCUAAUUAGGGUGUCGACUAAUUUAUUUCCAUCCAAUCUUUUUUAGAUCCAUCUGUAUAUACAUACAUAUAUAUAUAUAUACAUACAUAUAAAUUUAUUAUUAUAGAUAUAGAUAGAUGGGUGGUGUAGCAGUUCUUCAUCCUCAAGAUGUUCUCAAACAACAUCACAAUAAUUUAUUUUCCACGCCGGUCAAAUCUCGCCGUAACCCCAAACCUAAUUUCACUAAUUCAACCACUAACUUUACCAGAUCUGAAAACCGGAAACGUAGCCCACCCACCGGCGUACGGCGGCCCAAACCCACGUCGCCGAUGGUCGCAGAUCCGCCGUCUGCCAUGGUGGCGAAGAAUCUUGUGAUGGGUCAGGUGAAAAUAUUGAAACGUGGGGAACCCUUGGAUGAUGUAACCGAUCGGAAAGUUUCUAACGCCGCCGCCACGACGACACCCACAAAAGAUAUCGCCGCCUUUGAUCGGAAAAUUUCAAACUUGACGUCAACGGCAACACCCAUAAAAGAUAUCGUUUCUGAUCGGAAAGUUUCAAACUUGACGGCGACGGCAACACCCACGAAAGAUAUCGUAUCUGAUCGGAAAGUUUCAAACUUGACGGCUGUUGAUCGGAAAGUUAGCCGGAAAGUUACGCCUCCGAAAAAGGAAAAAAGAAAUCAUAAGAUAGAAGAUUUGAAAAUCGAGGAUUUUGCACUUUCGUCAACGGAUCGGUUAGGACCCGACCCGGAAAUGGUACCCAAACAGAUGAAGAAAAAUAACAAUAAAAUUGCAGAGUUUUUCUUUGCAGGUUCUGCUUUUGUUGAUUCACCUCCACCAAGUUCGGUUCCUCUGCCUGGUUUUUUCACUAAAAGUUUUGUGAAAGAAGAUGACCCGAGUAGCGAUUUAAGGCGAAUUCUCGGGUUAAGUAUUUAGUAGUUGAUGAUGAAGGAUAAGUGAUAGUAAAUUAUGAUAAUGGUUUGAAUAAGUUUGGCUGGCUGGUUGAUGAGAAAUGGAACAACUUUGUUUGUUUGUUUGUUUGUUUGUUUCGAAUUCGACGUAAUUUCCCUAGUAUUUUUUCGAAAGGGAAAAGUCGAAUUCGUGUAAGCAAGAUGAAUGUGUUUUGUAUCAUUGUAUAUGGGUACAAGAAGAAGAAAUGAUGAGGAGUUUCUUGGGUGUGUUCGUUAGAUGGUAAUUAUGUUAGUAAGUUAAGGUUAAUCGUGAUUAAGGUUGGUAGUUAUCUAUGUUAGUAAGUUAUGUUCAUGUUUUUAUAUUAUUAUUAUAGGGUAUUAUGAGAAUAAGAUUAGUAUGAGUAAUUCUGGGUUGUAAUGUAAUCCAGUUGGUGAUGAAUACUUGGCCUGUAUGUAAUUAAGGCAUGUGGUUAUGAUGUUUAUUUAUAUCUAUAUCUAUCUAUGUAAGUAUGGUAUUGUUACAAUGUUGUUGCAAUUGAAGCUUUGUUCUUGUUGAUUGCUA
Messenger RNA from Erigeron canadensis, 1517 nucleotides. RefSeq lists its product as uncharacterized. NCBI's taxonomy places the organism in Eukaryota, Viridiplantae, Streptophyta, Magnoliopsida, Asterales, Asteraceae. The record is from RefSeq and is a predicted model, not a curated record. Bases 183 to 980 code for a protein of 265 amino acids. The transcript has a single exon.